Molecule: messenger RNA, 1465 nt
Organism: Myripristis murdjan (pinecone soldierfish)
Lineage: Eukaryota; Metazoa; Chordata; Actinopteri; Holocentriformes; Holocentridae
Gene: dnajc22
Product: DnaJ (Hsp40) homolog, subfamily C, member 22
Exons: 4
Coding region: 158-1177 (339 amino acids)
Cellular component (GO): membrane
Source: RefSeq, a predicted model, not a curated record
AGCGUCAGUUUAGUAAGCCCUGAUCCAAAGUCCAUGCGGCUGUUGCAGCAAACAUAAUCUAACUACGGAAAAGACAGGACAGGAUUUACCGGGGUCCCCAUCAAGGAUGACUAAGGUUUCCUCAACUGUACAUGGAUUUAUCCUCUGAGGUCAAAGCAUGGUGAAGAGAAUAACAGUUGCCUAUGCUUUAUGGGCAGCAGGUGGUCCUUUGGGCCUCCACCAUUUAUAUUUAGGGAGAGACAGCCAUGCUCUGUUAUGGAUGCUGACCCUCGGAGGAUUUGGGGUCGGCUGGGCGAGAGAGGUCCUCCGUAUUCCUGCGUAUGUCGAUGAGGCCAAUCAAGAGGCAGAGGGAGUGAGGAAAAGAUCCCCCACUGCCAUCCCUCCCCCUAUAGGCCCUGUCAGAUUUGCUGGACAGGUGUGUGUGGGAAUAUACUUUGGUACCGUGGCUCUGAUAGGAUUGAACUCGCUCAGUUUCUUCUACUUGAUCGUUCUGCCUUUAUGUGUGGGUGCAGGGGUGCAUCUGGUUUCUAGUAUUGGCCAGCAGACUUCCGAUCUCCACAAGACUCUGACUGCCUGUCUCAUUACCUCCCCUAUAUUCUACGGCAGCACGCUAUCACCUCUGCCCAUUAGCCUGGCUGCCACUGUCACUGCUGCACAGCACCGCAGGUUCAAAACACCACAGCCUCCUGGGAGCACACAACAACUAGGUCCACGGCUUUACAGGCUGGGUCUAGCCUGGUUGGCCUUCUCUGCUCCACUGGGCUACUGUAUUUUCCACAACACCACAGCCACUCUGUAUUAUCUGUCUGACUGUGUGGCAGCACUGCUGGAUAUGUUCUGGUUCCUGCCAGGGCUCAGAGGCAUUAUAGAGUACAUUCUUUUGAUGCCAUAUCGGAUCCUGUGUGCCCUGACUGGAGGAGGGUACACUGAGGAGGCCUGGAGGAAAGUGCUGGAGAUACUGCUCAGAGAGUACACUGAGAGGGAAAAGCAGGCACUGCAGGUAUUGUCCUUGAAUGAAGAAGCCUCAAUUGAUGAGAUCACUCACAGCUACAGGGAACUGGCCAAGACGUGGCAUCCAGACCACAACCCGAGCAAAGAAGCUGAGACAAUGUUUAUAAAGAUCCAUGAGGCCUAUGAGCUUCUACUCCGCCGGCAUAAACCCAAUCGAUUCAAGUAGUUGUCCUUUAGUCCUAAUUGACUGGCCUGAAUGGAUGCAAGAGUGCGGGUCUGUGACACUCUUGACAGCUUUCCUUUUUCAGGCAUGACUGAUUGAUAGCAUCUUUCAGGGAAUGUUAACCAAGACGCUGGACCGCAGCUUGCAUUGUCUUGACACUACCACCUGAGAAUAGCACAUUCUUACCCUUGUUGUGAUUAAGAUAGAGAGGCGACAUUACACAUCAUUUGGUUGGUUACCAAGCAGACUUGCAAUACUUGCUCUCACAGGAAAUGAAACGACAGUUUUGCU